UUUACCAAACGAACGACAUCAACGUUGCUUCCUCGUUAAAAUUUGAGCAAGAAACUUUUUCUGGCCAACUAUAACUUUUCGUGAUAAUGGCUCCUUCGCGAAAAAACAAAGUUGUGAAGGAAGAAGUGCAGGUGUCGCUGGGACCGCAGGUUCGAGAUGGCGAAGUCGUCUUCGGUGUUGCCCACAUCUACGCUAGCUUCAAUGAUACAUUCGUGCAUGUCACGGAUCUUUCCGGGAAGGAAACCAUCUCACGGGUGACGGGUGGCAUGAAAGUAAAGGCCGAUCGCGACGAGGCUUCACCGUACGCUGCAAUGUUAGCGGCACAGGAUGUUGCUGAGAAGUGCAAGUCGCUAGGAAUCACUGCGCUUCACAUCAAGCUGCGCGCUACUGGAGGUAACCGCACAAAAACGCCGGGCCCUGGAGCACAAUCCGCACUUCGUGCGUUGGCCCGCUCAUCAAUGAAGAUUGGUCGCAUUGAAGAUGUAACGCCGAUUCCAUCAGAUUCUACCCGCCGCAAAGGAGGUCGUCGUGGGCGUCGCUUGUAAGCGGACAAAAUGGCACGAUCCACCGUUUACUUUAUCAACAAUAUUGUAUCGGAUUUCGUUUCGUUCAAAAUGAAGCAGAAAUAAACCCUAAACAGAAGGUUGGAGUUCAGAAUACC
Molecule: messenger RNA, 661 nt
Organism: Anopheles nili
Lineage: Eukaryota; Metazoa; Arthropoda; Insecta; Diptera; Culicidae
Product: 40S ribosomal protein S14a
Exons: 1
Coding region: 87-545 (152 amino acids)
Biological process (GO): ribosomal small subunit assembly; translation; maturation of SSU-rRNA from tricistronic rRNA transcript (SSU-rRNA, 5.8S rRNA, LSU-rRNA)
Cellular component (GO): cytosolic small ribosomal subunit; ribosome
Molecular function (GO): mRNA 5'-UTR binding; small ribosomal subunit rRNA binding; structural constituent of ribosome
Source: RefSeq, a predicted model, not a curated record